Molecule: messenger RNA, 3244 nt
Organism: Cygnus atratus (black swan)
Lineage: Eukaryota; Metazoa; Chordata; Aves; Anseriformes; Anatidae
Gene: CKAP2L
Product: cytoskeleton associated protein 2 like
Exons: 9
Coding region: 114-2159 (681 amino acids)
Cellular component (GO): centrosome; cytosol; mitotic spindle
Source: RefSeq, a predicted model, not a curated record
CCCGCCCCCUGCCGCGCUCUUCAUUAGGUGGUUCGAAGGAGGCGGCGGCCAAUGAGCGCGGGGCGGGCGGCGGUUAGGGGCGGCGGCCGGGUGAUGCGGGACGGGGUCCGGACAUGGCGCAGGCGGCGGCUGAGCAGGACGAGCGCAGGAGGCAGCUCCAGGAGUACCUGGCAGCCACAGGAAAGCUGAAACAGCCGAACACAAAGCCCUAUUUAAAUGACCGGAUUAAUCGCCUGGAUCCACUCCUAAAACCAGUUUCUAAACCAGAACAUGCUAACAGGAAGAAGAGGGAUGCUCUCCCAGAUGUGGCGAAGGACGCUCAGAGGGACAGCAAGCUUGCCUCCAAACCCACGCGGCUGGGUGGCCGCGCUGCCCCGCAGAAAUCUUCAAGUGCAUCCCGGGGAGUAGCCAUGGUACAUCCAGAGCAGCCGGGGAAGAGCACAAAGCUGUCCCUGGGGCUUGUCCUGGGUGUGAACCCUUCUACACAGCCCAGAGGGAGGCUCCCAGCUUCUGCCUCUGGUUCCCUAAACCCAGGAGGGACUGAGGAGACCGCACGUGGCCGCCCCGUUCCCAGGGCACCUUCGUCACUGAGCGAGGGCCUGCAGGAACAGCUAGACUGCAACAAAGAGAACUUCUCAGCACAAGCACCUACAAACCUUGUGCAGAGCAGAGCUUUUCAGUCUGAUGGAAGCAGUCUCGGGAACAGGAGAGCCUUGGCUCAUAGGCAAACCUCAGGCACUGUGUCAAGCACCAUCCAGUGCCCAAAGGACAGAAUUAAUAGCUGCCAGGCUAAGGAAACGCUGAUUCAGGACAAAUUCAGGAAGUCCCUGCCAAGCUCAAAGAGUGCAUCUCAAAAACCAAGUGGCAAAACCCGACCGUUGCAACCCCCUCAGUCGCUUGCUGUUUCUACUAAUUUGCUACACAAAAAACCAGUAGUAAAACAUGAAAAAAUGAGUACAGCAGGGCAACCCGUAGGAAAGCCACUUGGCACGCUUCUGGGGGGAAGUCUUCAGCACUGCAGUAGAGCUCCCCAAGCAAAAAGAUCUCCACCAAAGCCUCCAGCCUCCAGCAGGCCCCUGGGGACCGCAAACCUGGGGUCCACGAGGAGCUCCAGCGUGAAGCUGGGCGCCGCGGUGUCGGGGCAAAGGCCCGCAGUUAAAGGGGGGGCAGAGAGGAAGGACGUGAAGGCGCCGCGCGGCCACACGGCAGCGUCCCGAGCGAGAGCCGCUGUGGGCCGGCCUCACAGCCCCAAAACUCAAGCGGCCGAGAGCAGGAGAGAGAGGCUGAACCCGGAGCUGCUGCAGGCACGUGGGGUGCACGCGGGGCGCGUCCCCAAGACCCAGACGGCUGAGGAUCGGAGGAGACAACUGGAGCAGUGGUUGGCAUCCAAAGGCAAGUCCUACAAACGGCCACCUAUGACGCUGCCCCAAAAAAAGCCAGAGAGAAAGAAGCUGCCCUUCUGGAGCACUGUCAAGGAGGAAGAGAAAGCAGAGAAGCCCGAGCAGCUCCACUUGGACAAAAUCAACAACCUGCUAACUGAGUACCUGAAGCUCAUCGAGGAGGGUGUCCAGUCAGAGGAGUUGUCUGCAAUUCUGUCCCACGAGCCCCGAGCAGAGAAAUGCGCCAAGUUCUGGAUCUGCAAAGUGAAGCUGCUCGCCCGGAGCGGCCCCUUUGACGUGAUGGAGCUGUACGAAGCCGCGGUCUGCGCCGGUGCUACCCCACUCCAGGAGCUCAGAGAAGUUGUCCUUGAUAUUCUGAAGACUGCAGGCCAACCACCAGGAGGGGAGAAGGCUGAGCAGCCCGCGCCCUGGGAGCCCACAGCGCCUUGCCUGGCAGAGAGGCAGCACACGGAAUCGACUCCCAGCAUGGCAGGGAGCUCCCUGCCCAGCCUGCCCGUUUCCUCCAUCAAACUGCAGGUUACAUCCGUACCCAGGGGAAGGGAGCUGCCAGAAGGCCAGGAGCUGAAAUUCCUGACGCCAGUGCGGCGCUCGCUGCGGAUAGAGAGGGCAGUGAGCUGCUACCCGGUGAUGCUGAAGGACCAUGACCCUGUCGUGUCAUCCCUCAAUGAAAUCCUGGAUGACGAUGAGGAGACGCAGUACUUUUUCCGGAAAAACAAGGCUUUGCCAGAGGUGGCAGAGGUGGAGGUUUUGAAGUUGUAGCCCCGAAGUGCUCCCCGAGGGGUGCAGGCUGCUGGCUCCCCCGUGCUUCCUGCUGUCAUGCACUUACUUCACGCACUUCUCUUGUUUCCUCUCAGAUGUAAAUACGUAGGGGCGGCAUGUAAUUAGCCUUUUCCACUGUUUUCAAAUACUAAAAAACUUUCAGCAGAGAUGCAGCAUGGCCUAGUGAGUAGUGCGUGAGGUCCGGGAUGGGAGGCUUGGGCUCCAUGCCCUUGGGGCUGCCCUUGGCUCUGCUCCGAUGCACGCCCUGGGGUUAGUGCUGUAGGACAUCGUUCGGUCCCUGUGAUGCUCCAGCACCUCCUGGUGCUUCAGGAAGUGGUGUCCCCAGGGCUUUGCUCCAGUGCCCCACCUGGCCGAUGUCUCCCCGCCAGGAGGCAUGCACAGACCCUGUCCUGGACAUCUGGAGCCGCACAUGGCGGCACCAACCGUGCCAGACUCGUGCCGUGCUCUGGCCCCCAGGAGAGGUUGGAGGUCCUGGGGUGCCCGAGGGAUCGCAGCAGCUUGGGCACGGGCCCCCCCCCAUGGAGGCAGCUAUCAUACACAGACAGUGGUCUGCCUCCUUUUGGGGGUCCUUGGGGUUUGCCAGGCCUGAGCUCCAUGCGUGGCAGGGGUUGGGGGAGGCCAGGGGGCGCAGCCGGGCCCUGUUGGUGCGCUCAGGACCCUUCUGGCAGCACGGCCCCGUUUCCCUACUGUGAAGGGGUGAAACGGUGCUGCCGCCAUAAAGCACAGGGCAGAGCCCCAUCCUUCGUCUUCCCGUCUCACCACAGCCGCUGCUGGCUUCUCUCAGCAUCUUUAUUGGGAAGCCUCGAUGGCUGAGGUGCCGUAUCUGGAGGUCCUGGUGCAGGAUGUGGCCCUGCUGGCAGCGAGGGGGCUGGCUCGGGGCUGCCGCCCCCUGCCCAGGGGCCUGCACACAGUCCCAGCUGCUGGAUUAGGAUUUGGGAGUCGUGCUUUGCUCCCAUCUCCCAAGCUCUGGGGCAAAAGUUUUCCUCAUAACUGAUUUUAUGUCUCUUCCACUCUACGAUACCAAUAAAGCUUAGCCAGGAGUUAAAGAACCUUUUAUAAAUAAA